AUGCAGGGACUGGGGAAGACAGAAAGAGGGGAGCAGGGCCGAGACAUCGACCUGACAUCGCUGAGAUCCACCAUGCCAGCCAGCGGCCCUUUGCAGGUUAGUGGGCCCCUCACUGAUAUAUCUUUUUCUCAGGGGGGUUCGACCUCUAAUCUGAACAUGAACCUGUAUGCCACCAAGAAGACAGCAGCUGAGGGCAUGCUGGACAUCGCUCUGUUCCUGGCUAACAUCACGCACAUGAAAACUGUCAUCGAACAGGGAGCUGGAUACAGGUACUACAUUGCUGUCCUGACCCUCAUCUCCUUCUCCCUGGCACUUCAGAUAGUGGCUGGAGUCCUGAUCAUCGUUAUCGCUCGUUUAGAGCUGACCCGCCUCCCCUCUUGGCAGCGGUUGUUAAACUUUCUGAACAAUCUGGUCACUGGCAUUUUCUUCCUCACCCUCAUCGUCAACAUCAUCAAAGCCGCAUUCGGCACACAACGCAGCUGCUUCCUUCGAUGGAUGUUUCAGCGCUUCAUUUUGUGA
Messenger RNA from Scomber scombrus (Atlantic mackerel), 519 nucleotides. Its product is annotated as ninjurin-2-like. Gene Ontology annotation, biological process: cell adhesion; tissue regeneration. The record is from RefSeq and is a predicted model, not a curated record. Lineage: Eukaryota; Metazoa; Chordata; Actinopteri; Scombriformes; Scombridae. Gene Ontology annotation, cellular component: membrane. The transcript is spliced from 5 exons. Bases 1 to 519 code for a protein of 172 amino acids.